Messenger RNA from Gongylonema pulchrum, 288 nucleotides. NCBI's taxonomy places the organism in Eukaryota, Metazoa, Nematoda, Chromadorea, Rhabditida, Gongylonematidae. The record is from the annotation of a GenBank genome assembly.
AUGAAAGCAGUGGAAAGGGCGAUCGGGAGUGAUGAAGCAGGAGGAGUGGUGCAGCAAGACGAAGGGUGCCAAUUCCUGGCAAUUGCUCCAAUCACGUUCGAAAGCGGAUUUUUUGGAUUUUCGUGCAUUGCUGUUUUGUUGCCAGUCGCCCAAUAUCGCAUAGUGUCAUCGACAGCAUCCACCUCAAUCUGCCUCCAAAAGAACGUUGUAUUAUUCAAGGUAGUGGAUGGCUGGCUGUAUACAGCAGGUGGUUUGGAUGACCUGGCAGGAGCGCGAGCAUUGCUGUAG